AUGGAGGACCCCCAGGCUCUGAUCCAGCAGGCCGAGAAGCUCAUCUCCAAGGGCAGCAGCGGCUGGAGCCUCUUUGGCGGCUCGGACGAGAAGUUCUGGGAUGCCGCCCGAUUAUUCAAGGAGGCCGCUCAGGCGUACGAGCGACAGGGACAAAACAUCCAGGCCGGAAAGACACACGAGCGAGCCGCGGAAGUACGAGAGAAGAACCUCAAGGAAUUAACCGAUGCUGCCGACAGCUACGUCGAGGCCUCCGACGCCUACCGAAGAGACGACCCCGAAGCGGCGAUCCGGUGCCGGGAGAGGGCCUUUGCCCUGAUCCAGCAGUCGACCAGCGAGAGCAAGCAGACGAGGAUGUCGCGCGUCAAGGAGAUCCUGGGUCAGAUCUAUGAGCAUGACCUCAAGGACCUGAAGCGGGCGCGCGAGGCCUACAAGGAAGCUGCCGAGCGGCUACCAAAGGCGAGAGAGCUGAACGCCAACAAGCUGUGGACGCAAUACGCCGACCUCGCCGCCCUCGACGGCGACUACUACGGCGCCAUCGAGACCUACGACCGCAUCAUCAACUCCAUGAUCGGCAACGGCACCAUGAAGUGGAGCCUCUCGACGUACUGCUUCAAGGCCGGCAUCUGCCACCUCGCCACCGGCGACAUGGUCGGCACCCGCCGCGCCGUCGAGUCCUACCGCCAAAAGGACCCCGAGUUCUCCUCCCAGUACAAGUACAAGCUGCUCGAGGACCUGUGCAACGCCGUCGACAACCACAGCCAGGACGAGUUCAGCGAGCUGCUCUUCCAGUUUGACCGCACCAGCAGGCUGGAGCCCUGGAUGACGGCUAUUCUGAUCAAGGUCAAGGAUUCGAUUGAGGCGCCGGAUGAUGAGUUUGCGUAA
This is a messenger RNA of Trichoderma citrinoviride, 882 nucleotides long. RefSeq names its product vesicle fusion protein. NCBI's taxonomy places the organism in Eukaryota, Fungi, Ascomycota, Sordariomycetes, Hypocreales, Hypocreaceae. Gene Ontology annotation, cellular component: vacuolar membrane; SNARE complex. Gene Ontology annotation, molecular function: soluble NSF attachment protein activity; syntaxin binding. The transcript is spliced from 4 exons. Gene Ontology annotation, biological process: intracellular protein transport; SNARE complex disassembly. The record is from RefSeq and is a predicted model, not a curated record. Bases 1 to 882 code for a protein of 293 amino acids.